This is a messenger RNA of Dissoconium aciculare CBS 342.82, 305 nucleotides long. RefSeq lists its product as uncharacterized. The coding region runs from base 42 to 230 and encodes 62 amino acids. NCBI's taxonomy places the organism in Eukaryota, Fungi, Ascomycota, Dothideomycetes, Mycosphaerellales, Dissoconiaceae. The record is from RefSeq and is a predicted model, not a curated record. The transcript has a single exon.
AGAAGAGGCAUUGAACAAGAAAUAAUCGCUUUAGUUUUAAAAUGCAAGGUGGAGGACAUGAGCAGGGCAACAUUCAAAACAGUUCGCCUGGAUACAAUAUCAACGAACAUAGAAGGAAUAAUUGGAAACCCUCUCGGGAGCUGGCUCAUCCCACUCCCACGGCGCGAGAGGAUAAUGCGUUGGCAGCAUUAAGGAUGAUGUUUAGACAGCAUCGGAAUUGGGAGGCGUGAGACCGGAGACUCAAUCUAUAGUAGAUUGCGAGGCCCGUCAUAGCUAUGAAUGAAUCUGACGGAAUGCCCUUGGAG